CUUAAAUGACACCAAGCAAAGCCUACUUAGUUUAGAUUUCAAGAAAUUGACUGGUGAAAAAUUAAACAUGAAGUUUAUAGUUUUGUUUUGUUUUGUUCUGCUUAUCAUUAUUCAAACUGACUUUGGACAAAAUGAAGAAAUUCCUAGGAAGCAAAGGAGAAAGAUGUAUCGAAGAAGAUUGAGGAAAAGUUCCUCACCCAACCACAGGUCAAAUAGGCAGCUUGGAAUUCAGCAAAUGACGACAGUUGCACCAACAGCAAGAUUUCCCAUUGUUAACUUUGAUUACAGCAGAGAAGAGAAGUUUGAAUCCUCUUUAAGUUUUCUUGGAGUAGAAUCAAGCUAUAAUGUGUUACCAGGAAAGAAAGGACACUGCUUGGUGAAGGGCAUGAUCAUGUACAACAAGGCUGUAUGGUCACCUGAGCCCUGCACUACCUGCCUCUGCUCAGAUGGAAGAGUGAUUUGUGAUGAAACCAUGUGUCACCCCCAGAUGUGCCCCCAAACAGUUAUACCUGAAGGAGAAUGCUGCCCAGUCUGCUCUGAUACUGAGCAAAGAGAACCUAUCAAAUUACUUCAAAAGCAACUGCCACCUCCUCAGGUGGAAAUGGACCAAAUAUUACAAAAGGAAGCACUUCAACCUGAGGAGGAUGAAGAAGAAAUUAAAGAAGAAGAGACAGAACAAAAGAAAGAGACCCCUGGACCUAGAGAUUGGGGGAAACUUCACAAUGAGUGGGAGAGCAGAGGAGGAGAGAGAAAGCAGAGGCCUGGAGAGGAAGAGAGGUCAGCACAACAACCGCAACACCAAGGAAGGGAAGAGGAGGAGGAAGAAGGGGAGGAAGGAGAGGAGGACGACGAGGAGGACGAGGAAGAGGACCCUGUGAGAGGAGAUGUGUUCCGAAUGCCCUCUCGAUUACCAGUUCCUGCUCCCCCGAGAGGCAGGCCAUGCCUGCCAAAUGGGUGCUCUCUGUCCUACAGGACCAUCAGCUGCAUUGAUGUCUUCCUCACCCAGAUACCACCUCUGACAGCACCAGAGAUAACAAGCCUGGAGCUCGUUGGCAACUCCAUCAUAUCCAUCCCGGAUGAAGCAUUUAAUGGACUACCGAAUUUGGAAAGGCUUGAUCUGAGCAAAAAUAAUAUCACCUCUCCAGGCAUAGGUCCAAAAGCAUUCAAGCUUCUGAAGAAGUUAACGCGUCUGAAUAUGGAUGAAAAUAAUUUGGUACAGAUUCCUUCAGAAUUACCAUCUACAUUAGAAGAACUUAAAAUCAAUGAGAACAAUCUUCUGGGUAUCGAUGAAGAAAGCUUAUCAGGCUUAAAUCACUUGGUCACCUUAGAGCUGGAAGGAAACAAUCUCAGUGAAGCCAACAUCAAUCCUUUAGCUUUCAAACCUUUAAAGAGCCUAUCCUACCUGCGUCUGGGAAAAAAUAAAUUUAGAAUUAUACCGCAGGGUCUUCCUGCUUCUGUUGAGGAAUUAUACCUAGAAAAUAACCAAAUCGAAGAAAUAACUGAAAUUUGUUUCAAUCAUACCAGAAAGAUCAAUGUCAUUGUACUACGUUAUAAUAAAAUAGAAGAAAAUAGGAUUGCUCCUUUAGCCUGGAUAAAUCAAGAAAAUCUAGAAUCCAUUGAUCUCUCCUACAACAAGCUCUAUCAUGUCCCCUCCUACCUACCCAAGUCCUUGUUGCACCUUGUGCUCAUGGGGAACCAGAUUGAACGGAUACCUGGCUAUGUGUUUGGCCAUAUGGAGCCAGGCCUGGAAUACUUGUACCUGUCAUUUAACAAACUCACUGAUGACGGCAUGGACCAUGUCUCAUUCUAUGGGGCCUAUCAUUCUCUGAGAGAAUUAUUUCUGGAUCACAAUGACUUAAAAUCUAUACCACCUGGGAUACAAGAAAUGAAAGCACUACAUUUUCUGAGGCUGAAUAACAACAAGAUAAGGAAUAUUCUUCCAGAACAAAUUUGCAAUGCUGAAGAGGAUGGUGACUCAACUCUGGAACAUCUUCAUCUUGAAAACAAUUACAUUAAAACUAGAGAAAUAUCAUCCUAUGCAUUUUCAUGCAUAAGAUCAUAUUCAAGUGUGGUUCUUAAACCCCAAAACAUCAAAUAAUACCAAGUUUUUCUUUGCCAUUUAUAAGGUUUACUCAUAUAUUCAUAGCAGUAGCAUUUGUCAUUAACAAAAGAGACAUAAUCCUCACAUUGUAAUCCAUAUCAUUAUGCUUGUCAACCUGAUUCACCAAUCCACUGAUAAACAACUAAAAACGUACCUAUAAGGUAUAGUCUUCUAGGAGUUUUAGUAAAGGAAAAAAACACAGGACUAGAAAGAAGCUAUCUCACUAGAAUAGGAUAUUAUGCACGCUGAGCUAGACCAAAAUACCUAGAACAAAAUAAAUACACCUUUUACAAUCGACCUGAGUACUGCUAAUUGCUGACUCCUUAAGUCUAUUUAAAAAUUAUUGAUGUUAUGAUUCAAGACCAAGAAGCAUACUGGCAACAACAACCAAAAACCAGGUAGAAAUUAUAAAUCAGUGUUCUUCAUUACUCUAUUAAAACAGUCAUUUAUUAGUUUUCCGUAAGAUCCUGUGUUAUAAUUAC
Cynocephalus volans (Philippine flying lemur) is the source of this 2583-nucleotide messenger RNA. RefSeq names its product extracellular matrix protein 2 (gene ECM2). Bases 68 to 2098 code for a protein of 676 amino acids. NCBI's taxonomy places the organism in Eukaryota, Metazoa, Chordata, Mammalia, Dermoptera, Cynocephalidae. Gene Ontology annotation, cellular component: extracellular matrix. The record is from RefSeq and is a predicted model, not a curated record. Gene Ontology annotation, molecular function: collagen V binding; heparin binding; protein binding. Gene Ontology annotation, biological process: positive regulation of cell-substrate adhesion; extracellular matrix organization. The transcript is spliced from 10 exons.